GGCCGCGCUCACCUGAGCGCCCGCGCUCGCUUCAGGUUCGUCGGUCCGUCUCCCGCCCGGGGCGGCACGUGUUCAAUUGCUACUUUUAAAAUUGUAUUCCCCCCGAGAAGCAGGACGGGCCUUUUUUCUCCUUAAGAUCUGACCCUAGUUCCUUGCCCCCGCCUCCCAGCCAACUCCCACCUUCCGUAGAGGGGAAGCGGGCUGGCAGCCGCCGUACCUGGAGCCCUCUGCCCGGAGAGGAACGCGCCGCGCCGCCCCGGCCCCACGGCACCGAUACUGGCACCGACCGCCGAGCAGGACAUAGACUUUGGCUAUAUUUUUCACAACUGCUCGAAUCAAGAAACCUUAACGGAUGCCUGUGCCACCACCGCCACCUCCUCCUCCGCCGCCACCGCCUCCACCACCUUCUGGAGGGCCCCCUCCACCUCCACCUCUGGCAAGUUCAGAGUUACCUAAACUGCGAAAGGAAGACCAAAAAGCACGAAAUGCCCUCUUGGCUGAUAUCCAGCAGGGAACGCGCCUGAGGAAAGUGACUCAAAUCAACGACCGCAGUGCACCACAGAUUGAAAAGCCCAAAGGAGGUAACAGAGAUGGUGUUAAUCCAGCUGUUAAUAAAGGCAGCUCCCAGCAGCCUCUGGGAGGCUUAUUUGCUGGUGGCUUUCCUGUUCUCAGACCAGCAGGCCAGAGGGACAUGGCAGGAGCGAGGCCAGGGCAGCUUCCCGGCGUGCGGGCAGCGGCCCCCCGGACCUCCGUCCCGGCGAACGGCGGCAGCACAAAGGCGGGCGGCAGCCCCUCGCCGCCAGCCGAAGGCCCCCGGGCCGCCAUCCCUCCGGAGCCGCCCGGCAGCUGCCGCGCCGGGGCCGGCCCCAGCCGCCCCAGCCUGCCCGCGCCGCCGCCGCCGCCGCCCGCCUCCGCCAAACCCGCGCUCACCUUCCCGCCGCCGCCCCCUCUCCCGCCGCCCGCCGACUGCCCUCCCAGGGGGGUGUCCCCGGGCGCCGCCGCCCCGGUCCCGCUCCCUCCACCUCAGGCCGACAAACCCAAGUUUCCGGCGGGGCCCCCGCCGCCGCCCCCGUUGCCCCCGCUGCCCCCCUGCGGGUUCCCGGGCAAGACACCCGACUCGGCCGCCACCGCCGCCCCCCUGCCCUCCGAGGGCAGGGACUGCCCGCCCCCCGCGCCGCCCCCGCUGCCCCCCAGCAGGCUCUCCUUCCCGCCUGCCCUCGGCACCGCUGACGUGCCCCCUCCGCUGCCCCCCAAGUCCCCGCACCUGCUGUCGCAGCUCCACAAGCCCAGCAACAUCCAGUCCCUGCCGCUGCCGCCCACCCCCGGCCUCCCGCAGCCCGCAGCGCUGGCCGACACCAGGAAGAAGAGGCCGGGCCGAGGCGCAGGCCCCGGUGCCGGGAAGCAGCUCACGCCGCCACAGCCGCCAGCCAGAUCACCAACAACCGAGCUGACGAGCAAGUCUGGAGUCUCAGCCUGGGCCCAUGACCCCCACCCACCGUUUAAGAAUGGGAAUAUGCACAUCAUUGAUGACUUUGAAUCUAAAUUUACUUUCCAUUCUGUGGAGGAUUUCCCCCCACCUGAUGAAUUCAAGCCAUUUCACAAAACAUAUCCCAGCAAGAUAGCUAGAGAUCCCUCUAGAAACCCUCCGUUAAGAACACAUGUGAGAUGAGAAGAGUCUCCUGGUGCUCUCUGGAUUAGUAUUAAGGAACAUCAUCAAGAGAACAUACACAACAUGAGGGUCCCUAUUACAGUGAUAGGCAUUAUAUUUGAAUUGCAAGUACUGCAAUGUUCACAUUUCUGUAAAUGGGAGAAGAGCUGUACAUGAGACCUUUUGAACUGGCCCUCGUACUACAGGGACGUUAGUAUGGGCUUUUAAAUUAUUGUAUAUAGGUGGGUAUUUUUUAAGUAAAGCAGCAUACAAUUUAAAUUCUUUGUAUUGUUGAAACAAUUCUCUUUCUUAUCACAUGUUACCUCAGGAUACUUUUUAUGCAUUAUAUGCCUGUCGUUCAUUUUUGCCUUUCCACCAUCAUUUUAAAGUAUUUUGGAAAUUCUCUAGUUGUUAUUCAGAUGUUUUUCAAUGAACAAUCAGAAACUAAUGUGCUACCUUUAGUCUUCCUGUGUUUCUUCACUUUGUGUUCUGCCUGUCCUCAGACAGCAGCAGAAUGUCACUUUCAUGAAUAGGCGGGCCCACAACCCUUCUCAAGCAUGAAGCUGGAAGGAGAUGAUAAGCUGCUGUGGCUGCUGUUGAGCCUACAUCCUAUUGACUACAGACCCUUAUAGGUUAGUCUUAAGAAGCCCAGCUGGGUAGGGUGGUCAAGGACUUGACUAAGACAACCGACCUUUUCCAAAUGAGAGGAAAACAAAGUUGUUCUGCUCUGAGCAAAAAAAAGAAAAAUAGCAUAUGUGAAUACAGCAGCCAUGCAGUGUGUGUGUGUGUGGGCACAAGGCCUGGCUUUCCUGCUGCCAAAGUGGGUAUUUACCAUCUGUGUGACAGUGUUAUUACCUAGCAAUGAGGAGGCCUUUGGAUGAGGGGUCCCAUACCUACAUUUUAAUCAGGCAACUAGAGCUACUAUUGUUCACUCACAGCAGCAGUGAGGGCUCCAUUCUCCAGAAUAUACUACAUGGGACAAGCAAUCCCCAAAGUUGAAAACAGUAACAACCUAUCAGUAGACAAGCCUCGAGCUUCUGCUUUUAAUAGGGGAACUGAGCUAAGGUCUUUGGAUCACACAUGUUUAGAUCUGGUCAUAUCUGUUUCCAGCAAAAAUUAUUAUCCUUAAUCUUGUGCAUUUGAGUGCAUUAAUAGCAGUGUUACCAGCCAGUCAAGGGACAUGAUCCUUUCCCUCUGCUCAGCACUGAUGAGGCCCCUCAUGACAAAGGGGACAUUGAGGUGCUGGAGUGUAUCCAGAGAUAGGCAACGAAGCUCGUGAGGGGUCUGGAGCACAAGCCUGAAGAGGAGUGGCUGAGGGAGCUGAUGAUGUUUAGCCUGGAGGAGGCUGAGAGGAGACAUGAUCACUCUUUACAACUACCUGAAAGGGGAUUGUAGUGACGUGGGGGGUCAGUCUCUUCUCACAAGUAGCAAGCGAUAGGACAAGAGGAAAUGGCCUCAAGUUCCACUGCAGGACAUUUGGAUCGGAGAUUAGGAAGACCUUCACUGAAAGGGUUGUCAAGCACUGGAACAGGCCCAGGGUAGGGCUUGAAUCACCAUCCCUGCAGGUACCUGAGACACAUAAAUGUAGUGCUUAGGGACAUAGUUUAGUGGUGGGCUGGGCCAUGCUGUGUUCUUUUCCAGCCUACAUGAUUCUGUGAUUCACCAGCUUGAAAAAGUGCUCUGCUGUUGCAGGGUAACAGCCAGGUUAGCUGGUGCUAACAGCCAGGUUAGCUGGCGCUAACAGCCAGGUUAGCUGGCGCUAACAGCCAGGCUCUCUACAGUUAGGGAAUUCAUUUAUAUAAGUGCCAUAAAUUCCCCCCGGCUGCAGUGACACUACAGAUCAGAGGUGAAGAUCCUUCCCCAUGGCCUACCUUGGAAUGAAAUGAAACUGUUUCGAAAACACAGGUAACUGUAUCUUUGUGUAUCUCUGCUUUUCUCUUAGUUCUUGCAACACCUCAGUUACGCUGUAACUCCUACUGCCACAGCUAUGCAUGCCCAUGGUAGGAGAUGCUGUAAGCCUAAGCAGAUCUUCACCUCUAGGGCUCUCAGAAAGCAUCAGUAGUCCUUUCCUAGCCUAUUACGGUACCUUGCUGUGCAGUGCAUAUGAAGAAGAAAAAAAGUGAUGCUCUGAGCAAUACUUUAUCGCUGUCAUUAUUCUAGUUACUUGAUAAACAUGCAUGAAUGUAGUAAAUAAGCAGGAGUCAGUAUAUACAUUGCUUCU
This is a messenger RNA of Colius striatus (speckled mousebird), 3869 nucleotides long. It is a transcript of the gene WIPF3, whose product is annotated as WAS/WASL interacting protein family member 3. NCBI's taxonomy places the organism in Eukaryota, Metazoa, Chordata, Aves, Coliiformes, Coliidae. Gene Ontology annotation, molecular function: actin binding. The transcript is spliced from 8 exons. The record is from RefSeq and is a predicted model, not a curated record. The coding region runs from base 353 to 1669 and encodes 438 amino acids.